Molecule: messenger RNA, 1855 nt
Organism: Thermothielavioides terrestris NRRL 8126
Lineage: Eukaryota; Fungi; Ascomycota; Sordariomycetes; Sordariales; Chaetomiaceae
Exons: 3
Coding region: 373-1776 (467 amino acids)
Biological process (GO): nucleophagy; autophagy of mitochondrion; protein lipidation
Cellular component (GO): fungal-type vacuole membrane; phagophore assembly site membrane; cytosol
Molecular function (GO): phosphatidylinositol-3,5-bisphosphate binding; phosphatidylinositol-3-phosphate binding; protein binding
Source: RefSeq, a predicted model, not a curated record
CCCGAACCAGCAUCCACCAAGGCAGCAGACCGCAGCAGCUUCGUCGGACAAUCAGAUCGCAUCUGCACGUCACAGGCAACUUCACCAACUUUAUCGGCGCGGACAGUUCUGCGUGCUGUCGCAUCGACGCCGCAACCACGGUCUUUCAUCCUUUGUCAUCCCUUGCUAGCAGAUGUGCCAGAUGUUCGCCGGCAUUUAGCUGACCUCCGCCACCUCUCUCUGUCGCCUCGCCGGAGCCUCCGUCGUCUCCGAGAAAUAUUCCCCAAAGGUGGCCAAGGAGGGACAGAUCCAGAACCCUGCAGCCAGUUUGUCAACGGACGUACGGACGGAUACACUAGCGCACCGCACCCUCUUGCAGACGGACUCUCCACCAUGUCCGCCAACUCGCUCAACUUCGUCACCUUCAACCAGGACCACAGCUGUCUUGCUGUCGGGACCGCGAAGGGCUUCCGCAUCUACCAUACCGACCCCUUCUCCAAGGUCUUCAAGAGCGACGAGGGGAGGGUGUCGCUCGUCGAGAUGCUCUUCUCCACGUCCUUGGUAGCUCUGGUGCUCUCGCCGCGCCACUUGGUAAUACAGAACACCAAGCGUGGCUCCAUCAUCUGCGAGCUCACUUUUCCCACUGCCGUGCUCGCCGUGCGCCUGAACAGGAAACGCCUGGCCGUGGUGCUGGAGGAAGAAAUCUACCUCUACGACAUCUCCAACAUGGCGUUGCUCACAACCAUUGCCACCUCGCCCAACCCAAACGGUAUCUUCUCGCUCUCGCCCUCGUCGGAAAACUGCUACAUGGCAUACCCCUUGCCAAAACCACGCGAGGACCAGGGCGAGAGACGGCCCGCCCAUGCGCCCCCGCUCUCAACCCUGGUGCCCCCCACGUCGGGCGAGGUUAUUGUGUACGACACCAUCGCGCUGAAGGCCGUCAACGUCAUCGAGGCCCACCGCUCGCCUCUGUCCUGCGUGGCGCUGAACAGCGAGGGCACCCGGCUCGCAACUGCAUCCGAGACCGGCACCAUCAUCCGAGUCUUCUCCGUCCCGGAUGGCCAGAAACUGUAUCAGUUCCGCCGCGGGACGAUCCCCUCCAGCAUAUACAGCAUGUCCUUCAACCUGGCCUCCACCCUGCUGUGUGUCUCGUCUGCCUCGGAGACGGUGCACAUCUUCCGCCUCGCCAACCCGCACAGCAACUUCGCGGGCCCUGCUUCUCCCCUCUCCCCGGAGCCCGAGGCGCAGGGUUCGCCCCGCACAAACCGCUGGUCUCGGUCCCGCAGCAUCGACAGCACCGACUACUCGCCCGGCAGCAGCAAUGCCGGCUCGUCCCCGCGCGGCGGCGAAGGGCCAGACUACGCCGUCCCGCAAGCAGGCCCCAGCAGCAACAACGGCGGCAGCGACUCCCCGUCGGCGCGGCCGCAGAGCGGGAUCCUCGGCUCCAUGCUCCGGCGCUCGUCGCAGAUCGUCGGCCGCAGCGUGGCCGGCGCCGUCGGGCCCUACCUCCCGCAGUCGGUCACGUCCAUGCUGGAGCCGCAGCGCGACUUCGCGAGCAUCAAGAUCCCCAAGCCCAGCGAGCCGCCCGCCCGGGGCGCCAUCGUGCGCGGCUCGGCCCCCCUGCGCAGCGUCGUGGCCAUGUGCAGCAACUCGCCCCAGGUCAUCGUCGUCACCAGCGACGGCGGAUUCUAUGUCUUCAACAUUGACCUGCAGAAGGGCGGGGAGGGAUACCUGGUCAAGAGGUUUUCGAUCCUAGACAGUGAUGACAAGCUCGAUGCCUCAGCCUACGGGCCGUAGGGUGCGGCUACGGCUGCGGCUGCGGUCGGUUCUAUGGACUCGACCGAUGACUCUUGGCCAGAGAUUAUUUCUUUUUUUC